UUAUAUGGACUUCAUUAAGUACUUUAAAUUGUUUCUAAUUGAAUAAAUCCAUAUAAUUUUUUCCAAAAAUAUUAUAACUUCCAUUAAAAGAAUUUUUAUAAGCUUCAAAUAUGUUUAAAAAUAAAAUUGUUUUAUUACUCUUCGUUAUUUAUAUUACAAUUGCAUUUGCAGUUCCAACAAAUAUUGUAGAAUACAACAACAGAGAAGUCAGUGAAGGUGACGUCAAUCAUGAACAUAAACAAUCAGUAAAUGAAAACUAUUUUCCAGGAGGCUUCAUGAAUGCCAAAAUAUUGUGUGUAUACAUAAAAAAACACUUACCUAAUGUUGCCAAGGGUAUUACUCCUGAAAUUUGUGAUUGGUUUGUCCAAAAUUUCGCAAAAUCACAACCAGAUAAAGGACUUGCAGAAGAUGAAUAUGUUAAUGUGAUUUCGACAAUUUUAAACUGGAUUUAUGAAACUGUAAAAUAAUUAAGAUAAAAAAUAAUUUA
Molecule: messenger RNA, 487 nt
Organism: Daktulosphaira vitifoliae (grape phylloxera)
Lineage: Eukaryota; Metazoa; Arthropoda; Insecta; Hemiptera; Phylloxeridae
Exons: 3
Coding region: 111-467 (118 amino acids)
Source: RefSeq, a predicted model, not a curated record